AUGGCUGCCGCUGGCUUCGACAAGCGAUCGAGCAGUGCAUCGUCAUUGCAGACUCCUGGAUCUGGAAGCUUUCCCUCCGAGAUGUGCAGUCCUCUGACCGGCUCUCCUGGCUUCCUCAAGAAGGACGAACUGAAGACGCCCAUCACGCCACCUUCGGCAUAUCUGGACUUUCUCAAUAAGAUGUCCCCAGCCAUGAUGAGCCCAGCACCCACCAGCACCAGCAGUCGUUUCAACUUUGGAGAGAAGACAUCAGCGCCUUCAUCCGCACCCGGAUCCCAGAAGCAUUCGAUCACUCCUCCGCUUACUGCGCCGCUACCUCCAAUGUCACGGAACACUUCUUACGACUCUCAAACUUCCACCACCUCCAACGUAUCUCAACAGAGCGCAACAUCCCAGUCCAGCUCGAAUGGCACAUUGAGAUCACGACCUCAAUCACCCCGAGUCAUCAUCCCACCAUCACCAUUCGCGAAACCAGCAGCACCCCGAUCGGCACGCACUCCCCGGUUACGCAUCCCCCAGUCACCCUUCACUCCAGCCAUUGGAUCGGCCCAGUCUGUUCCCUCACCGUACUCAACAACACCAGUCAGCGCUGCACCCUGGAGCGCAUCAUUCUCACCUCGAGAACCAAUCCCCGAAACGACAAAUGGCAAGAUGAGCGUACGGCAAGUCGUGACAAGGACAGUCACCUACUGCCGAACACCGCUUGACCCUGCGCCAAAGGGCAAGAGGAGAAAGAUCGAGGUCGAGGAUCUUGGCUCGAAGUCGUCGUCUGAGGAGCCGCCGAUCAAGGAGGAGGAGAAGGAGGAUGAAGAUAUUACACCGUCGACUGCACAGCCUGUUGAGCCGCCGCCGAGGGAUACAGAGUCCAUGGAUCAUCAGUGA
This is a messenger RNA of Saxophila tyrrhenica, 882 nucleotides long. RefSeq lists its product as uncharacterized. The coding region runs from base 1 to 882 and encodes 293 amino acids. The record is from RefSeq and is a predicted model, not a curated record. Lineage: Eukaryota; Fungi; Ascomycota; Dothideomycetes; Mycosphaerellales; Extremaceae. The transcript has a single exon.